AUGCUCUCUGUCCUCAUCUCAACCUACACCCCCUUCCCUUCGACUCUCUCCCUGACCUUGCCCGAAUCGACCACCAUCUCUACCCUCCAAACGCUCCUCACGCCCUACUGUCCCCUGCCUCAACAAUCGCUCUCCUCCCACUCCGUCCGCGUUCUCAAACCGACCACCACCUUAUCCUCCUUAGCCUCCACCUCCACCACGAACGAUGUCAGCUCCCCCCUCUUCCUCCGUUUAUCGGUGCGCCUCCCCGGUGGAAAGGGUGGAUUCGCAUCCCAACUCCGUGCCCAGGGCGGUAGGAUGAGUAGCAACAAGGCGACGAACAAUGACAGUUGUCGAGAUUUGAACGGUAGGCGAUUGAGUACGAUAAAGGAAGCUACAAAGUAAGUACUUGAACCCUUUUUCCCCGAACCCAAGAUCCCGCUUAAAAAGGCGUCUAGGGGUUCUUUUCCGACGCUCAACUCUUCUUCGUGUUCGACGAACCUUUCUCAGAUUGGCCGAAUACAUUCAAGCCGCGCCGGAUCGAUUGGCCCAACAAAAGAAAGAAGCUCAGGCCAAACUGGACGCUUUGAACGCCGAAAUCGCGAGGUUGGAUAAAGGGAUUCAUUCCAAACCUUCCACUUCCGCUUCCGCUUCCUCAUCCUCAUCCGCAUCAGCUUCAGCUUCAGGUUCGGGAUUGAAGGGGGGUGGUAUGACGGCGGGUCAGAAGAGGAAGAUGGAGGAGAGCAAGUUCGUGAAAGAGAGCAAGGAGUUGAAUGAAGGGGUGAGGGAUGCGGUAAAAUUGGGUGAGUGGGUUUGAAGAAAUGAAGGAGAGAACAUUUCGAGGGGCUCCGUUGGCUGAUGAGCGGCACCAAACUUUUCCUUCCUUUCGACAGCCAUGAUGAAGAAACGAAAGAAGAACAAGACGGCCGAGACGACCGAGGCGGCGAAUACUGCGACGAGUGGAUCGUCAGAGGAGGAGGACCCAGGGAAGGGCAAGCAGAAGGAAGAGACGACUGUGGAUGCCAAGUGA
Messenger RNA from Microbotryum saponariae, 1009 nucleotides. The record is from the annotation of a GenBank genome assembly. Lineage: Eukaryota; Fungi; Basidiomycota; Microbotryomycetes; Microbotryales; Microbotryaceae.